AUGCGAGAUCUGCCUAGUGACAAGAUCAAGCAGAUCUGCGUACUCGUCACAGAGGACGAGAACGUCGCCGAUAUUCGGUCGGCACAAGUUAUUUAUGAGAGCGAACAGGUUCUCAGUAGCUCAUCGAUGGACGAGAGUGUUCUCGAUGAGAAGACUCGGAUUGAGCGAUACACGUCUCAAUCUUUGGAGUCUUUGAAGACAAAUCCUAUGCAAAAGGAUUUGGUGGAAUUCAAGGAUGUUUUCCCCGAGAUCCGUGCCAUGCGAGUUGUCUAA
Peronospora matthiolae is the source of this 273-nucleotide messenger RNA. NCBI's taxonomy places the organism in Eukaryota, Oomycota, Peronosporomycetes, Peronosporales, Peronosporaceae. The record is from the annotation of a GenBank genome assembly.